AUGGCACAGUGGUGGCAGAUCCUCCUGGGGUUGUGGACAGUCCUGCCCACCUCGGUGGGGGACAGGCUGCUCAACAUCUGCAUGAAUUCCAAGCGCCACAAGCAAGAGCCUGGCCCCGAAGGCGAGCUCUACCUAGAGUGCAUGCCUUGGAAGGACAACGCCUGCUGCACGCCCGCCACGAGCUGGGAAGCCCACCAUGAUGAGGCCUUGCUCUUUAACUUCAGCGUGACGCACUGUGGACUGCUGACUCCCGGCUGCCGUAAGCACUUCAUCCAGGCCAUCUGCUUCCACGAGUGUUCCCCCAACCUGGGGCCUUGGAUCCAGCCGGUGGUCCCAAACAGGCAGGAAGAGCAGCGGGUCUGGGGCGCACCGCUGUGCCGGGAGGAUUGUGAGGAAUGGUGGGAAGCCUGCCGCUCAUCCAGCACUUGUAAAUCCGACUGGAGUCAGGGGAAGAACCGCUGUCCAGCACAUGCGCCCUGUCUCCCUUUCUCCUAUUACUUCCCCACCCCUAAUGACCUGUGUGAGAAGAUCUGGAACAACACAUUCAAGGCCAGUCCUGAGCGCAGGAAUAGUGGGCGCUGUCUGCAGAAGUGGUUUGAGCCCACCCGCGACAACCCCAACGUGGAAGUGGCCCUCCACUUUGCCAGCUCUGCCUUAGCCCCACAACUCCCUUACACCCUCACAGCCUUCUCUCUGUGCCUGUUGCUCCAUUCCUGAGCCCCUCCCGCUCCUACCCACAUUUCCGGAUCCUUCCGGGCCAUGGCUAUCUCCUUCCUCAGGCUAUUCAUGCUGGGGACAGGCUGGCGCCUGAAUUUCCCAUGCCUCCCAGGGUCCUCUGCACUGCUUGGCUCCACCACCACUGGUCUGGGUGGCAGCUGGAACCCAACUGUCCACAGUGCCUCACUUCUCCUGCCUUUAGGAAUGGGCACUAUUAUAGGACUCGGGCACUUCUUCUGUCCACAGCCAUCUCUUCUGUGACAGAGACAAUGUUGACAGCCAAGCAACCUGUCCUAUUGUGGUACCGUCAAUAAAUGGCUAGGAAACUC
Apodemus sylvaticus (European woodmouse) is the source of this 1046-nucleotide messenger RNA. RefSeq names its product IZUMO1 receptor, JUNO (gene Izumo1r). Gene Ontology annotation, molecular function: signaling receptor activity. The coding region runs from base 1 to 717 and encodes 238 amino acids. Lineage: Eukaryota; Metazoa; Chordata; Mammalia; Rodentia; Muridae. The transcript has 4 exons. Gene Ontology annotation, cellular component: external side of plasma membrane. Gene Ontology annotation, biological process: sperm-egg recognition; cell adhesion; fusion of sperm to egg plasma membrane involved in single fertilization. The record is from RefSeq and is a predicted model, not a curated record.